Messenger RNA from Penicillium nucicola, 1845 nucleotides. Its product is annotated as GMC family oxidoreductase. Lineage: Eukaryota; Fungi; Ascomycota; Eurotiomycetes; Eurotiales; Aspergillaceae. The coding region runs from base 1 to 1845 and encodes 614 amino acids. The transcript has 4 exons. Gene Ontology annotation, molecular function: oxidoreductase activity, acting on CH-OH group of donors; flavin adenine dinucleotide binding. The record is from RefSeq and is a predicted model, not a curated record.
AUGAAAACUCCAACCCUCAGAGACUUCACCACCCUCCAACUCGACUACAUAAUAGUAGGCGGAGGAACAUCCGGCCUAGCAGUCGCCGCGCGACUAAGCGAAGAUCCCGAAAUCCAAGUUGGAGUCAUCGAAGCCGGCCCAUCAGCCCUAGACAGCACCGACAACGCCGCAAUCAACAUACCAGGCCGAUAUGGCGAAACCAUCGGGUCCAAGUACGACUGGCAGUUCCAGACAGCGUCCCAGCCAGGUCUCGGCGGUAGGUCGCUACCCUGGCCGCGAGGUCGUGUUCUAGGUGGUACAAGUGCGCUUAACUACAUGGCGUGGAACCGUGGCCAUCGUGAUGAUUAUGAUGCCUGGCGAGAAUUGGGGAAUGCAGGCUGGGGGUGGGAUGAUCUGCUACCGUUCUUUCGUCGCAGUGAGAAUUUCCAGCCUCCUAGCACUGCGCAUCAGGAGUAUUAUAGGUCUGCUUUUGAUGCUCGGGUCAAUGGGACUGGUGGUCCUGUGCAGACGUCUCAUGUCAAGCAGUAUGGGAUCGCGCAUCAAUACUGGCAUGAUACGCUCAAUAAGCUGGGUGUUGAGUCUGUUCCUGAUAGUCUGGCAGGAUCUAACAGUGGCGCCUGGAAUAUGGUUUGUUCGUUGGAUUCAAAGAGUCAGGAGCGAAGCUAUUCUGCUUCGGCGUACUAUGCGCCAAUCUCUGGGCGCAAGAACUUGCAUGUUCUGACUGAAGCCACAGUCUUGGAGAUUGUACUUGAUUUGGAUGGUGAGGGCAGAUGGGUGGCAACGGGAGUUCACGUUCGUUGUGGCGGAGAAGUUGCAAAGAUAUCAACUGCUCGAGAGAUAAUUCUCAGUGCUGGAGCUGUGCAAUCUCCACAACUCCUGGAACUGUCGGGGAUAGGUAGACGGGACGUAUUAAAGGCUGCGGGUAUUGAGGUGAAGGUACACAAUGCCAACGUUGGGGAGAAUCUACAGGAUCAUAUGAUGACCGCUACUAUCAUGGAAAUACCAUCUACAUACCCCACUCGUGAUGACAUCCUCGCUGACCCUAUUCAACACACUGCUGCGGACCAUGCCUAUUACGCUUCGCAGACAGGACCGUGGACUGUGAUGCCAUGCUCUGUGGCCUACACGCCUCUCUCAAAAAUUCUGACCUCCGAAGAAUGUGCCGAGCUAUACAAGGAAGCUCAACAGCUUGCAAAUGAAAGCGGCCAUGCAUCCGAUGCCCUUCUAGCCAGCCAGUUUGAGCCAGGCAAAAUGCGCGGUCAAAUUGAGUCUCUCUUCGACCUUGGGAACUGGAGUCCAUAUUUCACUUCCGAGCCCGGCAAAAAGUAUGCCACGAUGCUUCAAAUGCUGCAAUAUCCUUUCUCGCGAGGAUCAAUCCAUCUACCUCCGAAAGGCAACCAGACUAGAACCACUGUUGACGACAGCCCUAUCAUUGACCCGCGGUAUUACCUCGGUGCUGGGCAUCUUGAUAGGAAAAUCAUGGCACAGGCACAAAGGUGGGCCGAUCGAAUCUGUCAGACCGAGCCUUUAGCUCAGAUUGUGCGCGGUUGUGUCUUUCCUCCACCCGCAGAGGGAUCCGAGUCUGAGGAGAGCGUAUUCGAGGCUUUUGUUUCUAAUUAUACUAUCACUGACUGGCAUCCCGUCGGUACCUGCGCUAUGGGUGGACACCAGGGCGCCAAAGCUGGAGUAGUUGACGAACGGCUUCGGGUAUAUGGUGUUCAUGGCUUGAGGGUUAUCGAUGCUAGUAUCAUGCCCUUGCAGAUCGGGGCCCACAUCCAAGCAACGGUCUACGCGAUAGCCGAAAAGGGAGCAGAUAUGAUCAAAGAGGACCAAGCAAAUAGAUAA